GGAAAUAGCCCUUAUCAGCAGGGUUCCAGUGCGCCGCCGAAUCUCGCAGCUCGCUGAGCUGCCUUUGUGCCAGCGAGAUAAAGUGGGAGGAGCUGCCUUCCUGUAAUUGUGUCGUUUCACAAGUUGGAUAUUCCGAUUCCAGCUCUCAGUGUGCCGCUGUAAGGACUCGGAGCGGCCGCCUUGCUGCUCCCAGCUUCUUUAACGCAUUCUUCUGCUGUUCAUUUCUGACUUUCGGUAUUAUUGCUGCCACUUCUCCAAGAUGACAGGGCAGUCGGCUGCAUACCUGAGUCAGCUGGUAGCUGACCAGCUUCCCUGGGUAACACUGAUAAUGCAAGUUUGCUUUGCCUGAAGAUGGAAACACUUGAAUCGGAAUUAACCUGCCCAAUCUGUCUGGAGUUAUUUGAAGAUCCUCUGCUGUUGCCCUGUGCCCACAGUCUAUGCUUCAACUGCGCCCACCGAAUCCUCGUCUCUCAUUGCACCACCAACGAGACCAUCAAAUCAAUUGCUGCCUUCCAGUGUCCAACUUGCCGUUAUGUUAUAUCUCUGAACCACCGCGGCUUGGAAGGGUUGAAGCGGAAUAUAACUCUGCAGAACAUUAUCGAUCGCUUUCAGAAAGCUUCGCUGAGUGGGCCCAACUCCCCCAGUGAAUGCCGCCGUGAACGGCCCUACAAGGAUCCCGUCACCAUGUCCUCCGAGAGGGUCCAGUGCCAAUUCUGUGAGCAAGAGCCACCGAGGGAUGCGGUCAAGACGUGCGUGACUUGCGAGGUCUCCUACUGUGACCGGUGCCUCAGGGCCACCCACCCUAACAAAAAACCAUUCACCGGCCACCGGCUGAUUGAGCCAACUCCGGACUCUCACCUGCGUGGCCUAAUGUGUAUGGAGCAUGAAGAUGAAAAGGUGAAUAUGUACUGUGUCACGGACGAUCAGCUGAUCUGUGCCUUAUGCAAACUUGUAGGACGUCAUCGGGAGCAUCAGGUUUCCUCACUGAGUGAUAGAUAUGACAAGCUUAAGCAAACAUUGGAGGCUAACCUUACGAAUCUUGUGAAGAGGAACUCUGAGCUGGAGUCACAGAUGGGCAGACUUAUUCAGAUCUGCCAACAAGUGGAGGUAACCACUGCAAUACAAGAGAACAAACUGAAAGAGGAAUGCGACGAGCUGAUGGACAUUAUCAGACAAAGGAAGCAGAUCAUUGCAGUGAAAAUAAAAGAAGGAAAGGUUAUGAAGUUGAGGAAACUAGCACAGCAAAUAGCAAACUGCCGACAGUGCUUGGAGCGGUCAGGGUCUCUCAUCAGUCAAGCAGAACAAAGCCUCAAGGAAAACGAUCAUGCGCGUUUCUUGCAAACAGCAAAAAAUGUGACAGAAAGGGUUGCCAUGGCUACAGCAUCGUCUCAAGUUCUAAUCCCAGAUAUUAAUUUGAAUGAAGCCUUUGAACAUUUUACCCUGGAUUUUGCGAGAGAGAAAAAAAUACUCGAAAGUCUUGACUAUCUGACAGCCCCAAAUCCUCCAGGCAUUCGUGAAGAGCUUUGCACAGCAUCACACGAUACUAUUACUGUUCAUUGGACUUCUGAAGAUGAAUUCAACAUCGUCUCUUAUGAGCUUCAGUAUACAAUCUUCACAGGACAAGCAAACUUUAUCAGUUUAUACAAUUCUGUUGAUAGCUGGAUGAUUGUUCCUAAUAUCAAGCAAAACCAUUACACAGUGCAUGGACUUCAGACCGGAACCAGAUAUAUCUUUGUGGUGAAGGCAAUCAACCAGGCAGGCAGUCGCAUCAGUGAACCCGCUCGACUGAAAACCAAUAGUCAACCCUUCAAAUUGGACCCCAAAACUGCUCACAAGAAACUAAAGCUGUCCAAUGAUGGCCUUGCCAUGGAACGGGAUGAAAAUUCCAUGAAGAAGAGUCACACCCCUGAAAGAUUCAGCAGCCAGGGCAGUUAUGGUGCAAUGGGGAAUGUCUUCAUAGACAGCGGUUGCCAUUACUGGGAGGUUCUACUUGGAGGAUGCACAUGGUAUUCUAUUGGCAUUUCAUACAAGUCAGCCCCGAAAAACGAAUGGAAUGGAAAGAAUUCUUCGUCGUGGGUAUUCUACCGAUGCAAUAACAAUUUUGCAGUCAGACACAGUGGCAAAGAGAUGUCAGUGGAUGCCAGCCAUCAGCUGCGCAGGCUUGGCAUCCUACUGGACUAUGAUGGGAACACGCUGUCAUUCUAUGAUGCCAUGAACACGCAUCACCUGCAUACUUUCGACAUCUCCUUUGUUCUGCCUGUGUGCCCCACAUUCACGAUCUGGAACAAAUCGCUAAUGAUCUUGACGGGGCUUCCUGUACCAGACCCUUUGGACUGCUUAGAACAGCAGCAGGAGUGCAUUUGUAGACCCCAGGAAUCUCCGUACAUGACAGGUUUAAAAGGCACUCAAUAAAAGGCCAGACUGAAAUAGGGACCCACCCCUCCAUGAUUCCAAAUUCGUCCAAAAAAAAAAAUAGCAGCUAUUGCAGACAGGGCUGGACUAUGCA
Leucoraja erinaceus (little skate) is the source of this 2506-nucleotide messenger RNA. RefSeq names its product probable E3 ubiquitin-protein ligase MID2. The transcript has 10 exons. NCBI's taxonomy places the organism in Eukaryota, Metazoa, Chordata, Chondrichthyes, Rajiformes, Rajidae. The record is from RefSeq and is a predicted model, not a curated record. Gene Ontology annotation, molecular function: protein binding; zinc ion binding. Bases 352 to 2412 code for a protein of 686 amino acids.